This is a messenger RNA of Lycium barbarum (goji berry), 309 nucleotides long. RefSeq lists its product as uncharacterized. The transcript has a single exon. Lineage: Eukaryota; Viridiplantae; Streptophyta; Magnoliopsida; Solanales; Solanaceae. The coding region runs from base 1 to 309 and encodes 102 amino acids. The record is from RefSeq and is a predicted model, not a curated record.
AUGUCACACUGUAGCCCGUCUCCUACACCUGUUGACACGAAGCCGAAGCUAAGUGCCGCCAACGAUGCACCAUUUGAUGAUCUGACUAAGUAUCGUCAGCUUGCUGGGGCUUUGCAGUACCUUACAUUCACUAGACCAGAUAUCUCCUAUGCCGUCCAACAGGUGUGUCUCCACAUGCAUGACCCUUGUAAUGAACACAUGGCUGCUCUUAAGCGUAUUCUGCGCUACUUUCAGGGGUCUAUCGAUUUUGGUUUGCAUCUCUACAAGUCUACUGUCAACAACUUAGUCUCCUAUACAGAUGUAGAUUAG